UAAACCCAACUUCACGUAUUCAACGUCAUCUUCAUCAUAUACAUUCUCCUCCACCACGACACUGCAGAAUCUCUCGGUUGGCGGCUGCUACUCUGCAAACUCAAUUUCUCCAAAAUCCGACCUGCUACGGGCGAGGAGAGAUUCCGCAGCCACGCACAUUCCGGUCUAUUUUCGGAAUUAUUGGUUAAGAAAGUGUUUCUGGGAGAUACCAGAAGGGUUCUAUUGAUUCGGAAGCAUAACAAGUGAGAAAUUACAAGUACUGUAAUUCUUGUGAAGUCUGCUUAUGGCUGGUGAGGAUAGCUCUUCUUAUCGUAAGGGUGGAAAGAAAAUGAAAUUGGGCAGAAAGGCCAAGGAGGAAUAUACUGAAACAGGUCGAAAAGUUUCAAAGCACCAAAAUUCCUCAGUGCGACAAGCAUCAUUUAUCAGAAAACUCGUUGACCCAGAGACGGCAAAAUACUUUGCGGAGAUUGCAAACGUAAUAGAAGGGACUGAAAUUGAGUUGGAGGAGCGGACAGUCAUAUGUGGUAAUGCUUUGGAAGAGACUAGAGGGAAGGAGGUGGAACUUGCAACUGAUUAUAUCAUAAGCCAUACUUUGCAAACUCUACUUGAAGGCUGCACUGUGGACAACCUUUGUGGUUUUCUGAGGAGCUGUGCAAACAAUUUCUCUCAUAUAGCUAUGGAUAGAUCUGGUUCUCACGUAGCUGAAACAGCUCUGAAGUCUUUGGCCUUGCACCUUCAGGAGGAUAAUGAGACUCACUCCCUCAUUGAAGAGACGCUAAGUACAUUAUGUCAGGAAAUCGUGGUAAAUCCUGUUGAUGUAAUGUGCAACUGUUAUGGAUCUCAUGUUAUGCGGAGCCUUCUGUACCUUUGUGAAGGAGAAACCUUAGGCUCUUCAGAGUUCCACAGCUCAAAGCCAUCUGUUCUGCUGGCAGAACGUCUGAAUUUGAGGUCUUCUCAGUUGGAUGGUCACAAAUUGCAACAUCAUCAGAAAUUUCCUGAUAAAUUAAAAUUUCUCGUAUCAGAGAUGUUAAACCCUUGCAGGGUAGACAUAGCAACUCUUGUAGUAAAUCAAUACAGCAGUUUGGUUCUGCAGACUGCUUUGAAAUUAUUAGCUGGUCAUGAACAGGAGUUGCUCCAUGUAAUUCCAGUCCUCCUUGGUUUCAGUGCUGAAACUGGCUCGGGGUGGAACUUUAUGAAGGCGAGUGAACUAAAAAAUAUUCUAAGUUUAGUGGAAGAAAAUGCAUACAGCCAUUUAAUGGAGGUCAUCUUGGAAGUGGCUCCUGAUACCUUAUAUGAUGAAUUAUUGACAAAAGUUUUCAGGAGUUCUUUAUUUAAGAUGUCAUCGCAUCACACUGGGAACUUCGUUGUACAAUCAUUGGUUUCCCAUGCAAGAAGUCACGAUCAUAUGAAGUCUAUUUGGGAGGAGCUCGGUACAAAAUUCAAGAAUCUUCUUGAAAUGGGAAGGCCGGGAGUCGUUGCAUCUCUUCUUGCUGCAAGUCAAAGGCUUCAGACCCAUGAAAAUAAGUGUUGUCAGGCCCUUGCUGCUGCUGUACGUUUGGAGAACGAGUCUACUGCAUGCAUUGUAUCACGGAUACUCUUUCUUGACAGUUACUUCUACUCUGAAGAUAAGGACAACUGGAAUUGGCCAAAUGGUGUUAAGAUGCAUGUUCUUGGUUCAUUGAUUCUGCAAUCAAUUUUUAGACUUCCAAAUGAUUUCAUACUGGAAUACAUCUAUAGUAUCACAUCAUUGGAGAACAACCAAGUGCUUGAAGCAUCUAAAGACCCUGGUGGUGCCAGGGUUAUUGAAGCAUUUCUCAAUUCAAAUGCUUCGACGAAACACAAGCGCAAGUUGGUUAUCAAGCUUCGGGGACAUUUUGGAGAGCUGUCUGUGUAUCCUUCUGGUUCAUUUACUGUUGAAAAGUGCUUCAAUGUCAGCAAUUUAUCCCUGAGGGAGACAAUUGUAUCAGAGAUAUUACCUGUCCAAUCAGAACUUUUAAAGACUAAACAGGGCCCUUACCUGAUGAGGAAACUUGAUGUUGAGGGGUAAGUUGUCAUUUCUCUUGGUUGUUCCAUUAAGAAUUACAUUGAUAUUAUAUUCUGUGUUGUAGUCUGGUUUCUCUUUGUCUUAUAUGUUGUGGUCUUGUGGAUAUUUAAUUGAAGAUAAUGAACAUCAGCCUUCAGUGACGGUGCUUUUUUAUGUCACGAUUUUGAAUAAUAUGGAUGGGUACUAGGGACUGGCUUUACCUCCUUUUCUCUUCUGAAUUACAGGUCCUGUUAAGAGAUGAGUUGGAUGCUGUUUAGUUGCUCAAUAAAUAUUGUAAUGUUCUAACAAGAUUUUCCUUGACAUACUUCCUUUUGCAUGAUUGGAUUUUGCACACUUUGCUUAGCAUCUCCUCAACUACUAGAAAAUUGCCCUUAGUAAUUGGUAUAACCCACCGGUUGUAGCAGGAAAAAAUUACACAAAAGAAAUUCAAAAUAGUUUCCAGCAAAUAAAAAUAUGAUUUAUUCUAUAACGGACUGAAUAUGACCUGAAAAUUACUACUUGAUAGGCAUUUCAGAGGCCUACCUUACUUCACUCUCAGUACAUGUGAAUCAAAAAUAAUUAAAUUCCCAUCUUGCGCCUAUCAGAUUAUUCCAGAAGCUCCGGCCUCAUCACACACCUCCAAACCAACUAACUAAUGUUUUCUGGUAACAAAUUAUCACAUGCAUCCAAGCGCAGGUACUGCGCAGCUGCUAGGUCCAUUUACGGCAGCUAAGUGCCCUGCUUCUUGUCCCUGACCAAUUGUGAAACUACCAUUCAGCUUGUUCAAAGUACCAGUCUCUGCUAUGAUGUAUGUAUGCCGGUGUAGGAACGACCAAUAGAAUUGGACUUCUGCUUAUUACCAUUUGAGUAUGACUGGGGUGGGCAGAUUGAGUACAUCCAUUUUCUCAUUUUGAAGGUGUCUCCAUGAUUGAGCAGUAAUAGGUAGGGAUGACAGGAUUUGAACCUGUGACAUUUUGUACCCAAAACAAACGCGCUACCAAGAAAUCACCCCUCACGUGUGAAAUUAUAGAAGAUCUUAUGAAAUUAUAGAAGAUCUCCUUUAAGAUCUCGAGUUUGUCUCUGGAGGAAAUACCUGUACUGGGUAAUGCAUUAUAGGAUGUGCUGUAAUAUCACUUUUCACAAUAUUAUUUACUGUUUAUUACAGAAAUAACCGGUCACUUCUGCACUACAUAUGGAAAUGCAUGGAGCCUACCAUUUUCCUUUUACUUUUCCCCUUUUUAAUGUGUGGAUGGAGCGUUCCUAUUGGUAUUGAGGUGAGGGGAGGGUUUGAAUACAAUUUGUUUGCCUGGAAAAUGCCAAUUAUUUUCUUCCUCUGCUCUUGAAGGUGAAUACUGAUGAUUGCAUACGCAAAUUGUAUCUGAGGAUGUCAGUACGGAAGCUGUGUGAAUAUUUAAUCCAUAGCUUGAUUCCUUGGUGAUUGAAAGAGUCCAUCAUGGUUUAACAGCUUAUGUACUUGUUAGUUGGUAAUCAUUCUAAAUUGUUUGGAUUUGUAAAACAUGUGAUACACAUUUGCACCUAUGUUCUUUUUCCUUGGGUUGCUUUUCAAGUUUCUCGGCAAAAAAAUGUAAUAUCUGUAGUUAACAAGCUAAUCCCCUAUGUCAUCAAACAGGAAAUAUGUACAGAUAUUUGAUCAAUUUACUGGCCACGGGGUGGUCUC
This is a messenger RNA of Olea europaea var. sylvestris, 3701 nucleotides long. Its product is annotated as pumilio homolog 23. Lineage: Eukaryota; Viridiplantae; Streptophyta; Magnoliopsida; Lamiales; Oleaceae. Bases 284 to 2047 code for a protein of 587 amino acids. Gene Ontology annotation, biological process: endonucleolytic cleavage to generate mature 5'-end of SSU-rRNA from (SSU-rRNA, 5.8S rRNA, LSU-rRNA); endonucleolytic cleavage in ITS1 to separate SSU-rRNA from 5.8S rRNA and LSU-rRNA from tricistronic rRNA transcript (SSU-rRNA, 5.8S rRNA, LSU-rRNA); endonucleolytic cleavage in 5'-ETS of tricistronic rRNA transcript (SSU-rRNA, 5.8S rRNA, LSU-rRNA). The transcript is spliced from 10 exons. Gene Ontology annotation, molecular function: RNA binding. Gene Ontology annotation, cellular component: 90S preribosome; nucleolus; preribosome, small subunit precursor. The record is from RefSeq and is a predicted model, not a curated record.